AUUGACAGGGUUAAUCUGGAAAUGGAAUCUGCUGAACGUGAAUAUGUGAAUCGGGCAGCUGAGCUUAGAUAUGGAACUCUAAUGUCCAUUCAGCGAAAGUUAGAAGUUGCUGAAAAGAACCUUGCUGAGUUUCGAGAAUCUGGAAGUUCUUUGCUUCGAGAAGAGGUUACAGAUCUUGAUAUUGUAGAAAUCGUCAAAUGGACUGGCAUACCCUUGUCAAACCUUCAACAGACAGAGAGAGAGAAACUGGUCUUCUUGGAACAAGAACUUCACAAAAGGAUAAUAGGUCAGGAUAUGGCUGUAAAAUCAGUGGCUGAUGCAAUCCGGCGGUCAAGGGCAGGUUUGUCAGAUCCAAAUCGCCCAAUAGCCAGUUUUAUGUUCAUGGGUCCUACUGGUGUUGGUAAAACUGAGCUUGCCAAAACUUUAGCUGGCUUUCUAUUUAACACAGAAAAGGCCUUGGUCAGAAUUGAUAUGAGCGAAUACAUGGAGAAGCAUGCAGUUUCCCGUUUGGUAGGUGCCCCACCAGGCUAUAUAGGUUAUGAAGAAGGUGGACAGCUUACUGAAGUUGUUCGACGAAGGCCAUACUCAGUGGUACUUUUUGAUGAAAUUGAAAAGGCACAUCAUGAUGUCUUUAACAUAUUGUUACAGUUGUUGGAUGAUGGAAGGAUAACUGAUUCUCAAGGACGGACUGUUAGUUUUACGAAUACUGUUGUGAUAAUGACUUCAAAUAUUGGCUCCCAUUAUAUACUUGAGACUCUUCGGAAUAGACAAGACAGCAAGGAAGUGGUUUAUGAUAUUAUGAAAAGACAAGUUGUUGACUUAGCAAGGGAAACAUUUCGCCCCGAGUUCUUGAAUAGAAUCGACGAGUAUAUUGUUUUCCAGCCUUUGGACUCUAAAGAAAUAAGGAGAAUUGUUGAGUUGCAGAUGAACCGAUUAAGGGACAGGCUCAAACAAAAGAAAAUAUAUCUUCAGUACACAAAGGGAGCCAUGGAGCUUCUGGCAACAUUGGGAUUUGAUCCAAACUUUGGAGCUAGACCGGUUAAGAGGGUGAUUCAGCAACUGGUUGAGAAUGAAAUUGCAAUGGGAGUCCUGAGAGGAGAUUUCAAGGAGGAAGACUCUGUUAUUGUUGAUCUUGAUACAUCUGCAUCAGCGAAAGAGCUUCCUCCACAAGACGGACUGUGCAUCAAGAAAUUGGAAAAUGUUUCCUCUCUGGAUGCAAUGGUUGCUAAUGACCAAGGCAAGUGUUUUUAACUCGUAAAUAUAUCAAACAAAAGUUCAAUUGGUUUCUUUUUGGGUAAUCGGAUUUAUUUGUGUAAAGAUAGAAAAU
Carica papaya (papaya) is the source of this 1327-nucleotide messenger RNA. The record is from RefSeq and is a predicted model, not a curated record. NCBI's taxonomy places the organism in Eukaryota, Viridiplantae, Streptophyta, Magnoliopsida, Brassicales, Caricaceae.